Molecule: messenger RNA, 1407 nt
Organism: Paramecium octaurelia
Lineage: Eukaryota; Ciliophora; Oligohymenophorea; Peniculida; Parameciidae
Source: the annotation of a GenBank genome assembly
UUUAAAUAUAAAAUGGCAUAUCAAUAGCCUUUUUACAUGGCAUCCCCACAAAGACCCCAACCUCAGCCUUAACCCUAUAUUCCACCCCCCUAAGUCUAGUCAAGACCAUAAUACCCUCCUCAAGCCUAGUAUCCUCCUUAAAUACCAUAGGUACAAUUUGAAUUUAUUUUGAAUAAUUUUAGGGAUAUCGUCCUCCCCAACCAUACGGUUAUCCUCAACCUUAAAUAGUUAAAUAACCAUUACCGCCUCAACCCCAAAGGAUCUCCUAUCCAUAACAACCAAUCGGAUAUCAACCAUAAUAACCACCCCCUCAAACCUAUCCUCCUUAAUAAGUAUAUCCAUAAGGUCCUAUCUACACUCAGAGUCCUUAGAGACCAAAUCCAACCCAACCAUAUCCUUAGCAACCUGUAAGAGUGUCAUUUUUAUCAUAGAAUGUUUAACAGUAUAGAUAACCAUAGCCUCCCUAGCCUCAGCCUCAAAGAACUGUUCCCCCCCAAUAAUAUCCACCAUAACAAUAUCAACAACAACCACCACAAGGAGCUCGUCCUUAUGGUCAACCCUAACCAUAAGCUCCAGUCUAGCAAUUGGCUUAGGCACCCAUUCAAAAUAAAGUCGUCCAACCGCCACACCAAUUAGUUCCAUAGUAGCCCAAAGCUUAAUAAGUGCCAUAAUAUAGACCACCUGACCAAUAAUAAUAGCCAUAACAGCCACAAUAAUACAAGCCCUAAUAGUUGUCAUAGAAGGACGAAGAUUUAGAGAAGAAGUUCUAAGAUGCUAUAGACAGAACAAGAGAUUUAGUUCAAAGAUACUAGAAUCCACAACAAAAUUAAUAUUAACCUUAAAAGUAAUAGCAAUAACCUCAACAGCCAUAAUACGAAAAGUAAUCCAUUUUUGAAUCAUCUUAGUCCUGAGAAUAAUGAUCAAGAUCAAUAGCUCUAAGAUUUGGCUUUGUAGUAUGAGGAUGGUUACAUCUAUAGAGGAUAAGGGUAUGAGCCAGCAACAAGAGAAGGAUUCGGAGUCCUAACUGAUUAGAACGACAACGAAGUUUAUAGUGGAUAUUGGCAUGAAAACUAAUACCAUGGACAAGGCAAGUUGAUCAAUUUCCAAGCUGAGCAAAUUGAUGGCCCAUUCGACUAUUAAGACCUCAGUGGCAUUGAUAACGGCUGGUUAGGUUAUGAGGGUAUGAGAUCUUUAUAAUGACUAAGGUGAAUUCUUCGAAGGCAAGAUGCAUGGUUAAGGAACACUUUAAUUAACUAAUGGUGAAAAGUUUGAAGGCAAAUUUAAUGAUGGAAUGAUUGAUGGAGAGGGAGUAUACACAACUGUCAAUGGAUAAGUUAUCAGAGGAGUUUGGAAGGAAGGAAUCUUGGCAAGUUAUAUGUGAUCCCAUAAAAAAUAUAAAUAAAUCAU